UUUCCUGACACUUUACAGGCUCUGAUUUAGAAAGGGUCUGGUACAAAAGUAGGUGCGGGCUCUUUAAACCGCUCCUUUUUUUUUUGCCGGAGACGCGAAGCGGAAGCCUCGCGCGUGCGCAGUGAGAAUAUCUCGGGCUGCGCUCCGCCCACGUACUACAACUGCCGGCAGGCUCAGCACAAGCCUCGGGCUCGUCUCAGGCUGUGACGUCACUCGGUAGCGCGGGGAAUUUCGAGUGGCUGUGGAACGCGGGAAGCCAGUGCGGGACCACUCUCCAGCCACUGUUGGGGAAACCAUGGACUCUCUAGUCGAGCCUCGGUGGCCCCCAGGCCUGGCAGUCAUGAAGACAAUAGAUAAUUUGCUGCGGUGUGGAAUUUGCUUUGACUAUUUCAACAUUGCAAUGAUAAUUCCUCAGUGUUCACAUAACUAUUGUUCUCUCUGUAUAAGAAAAUUUCUGUCCUAUAAAACACAAUGUCCAACUUGUUGUGUGACAGUCACAGAGCCAGACCUGAAAAAUAACCGCGUAUUAGAUGAACUGGUAAAAAGCUUGAAUUUUGCACGGGAUCGUCUGCUGCAGUUCUCCUUAGAGUCACCCCCUGUAUCGCCUGCUUCCUCCUCUUCAAAGAGCCUUGCUGCCAAAGUACACACUCCUGUAGCUGCCUUCAAACAUUCUUUAAAGCAAGGAAACAGGUUAAUGGAGAAUUUCUUGAUCAGAGAAAUUGGUGGUUCUACAUCAGAGUCGUUGAUAAGAGAGAAUGAAAGCAAAUUCAGCUCUCAAAAAGAGGUGAACACUUCUGCAAAGACCAAAGAGACACCUUCUAAAGAGAAGACCGCUCCAGGCUCCUCAGAUGCUAGUAUGUUUGAGACACCCUCUACAUCAACUUUGAAACAAGUUACUAAAGUGGAUUGUCCCGUUUGUGGGGUUAAUAUUCCAGAAAAUCACAUUAACAGGCACUUAGACAGCUGUUUAUCACGUGAAGAGAAGAAGGAAAGCCUCAGAAGUUCUGUUCACAAAAGGAAGCCACUCCCCAAAACUGUAUAUAACUUGCUCUCAGAUCGUGAUUUAAAGAAAAUGCUAAAACAGCAUGGAUUAUCCAUUCAAGGAAAUAAACAACAGCUCAUUAAAAGGCACCAAGAAUUUGUGCACAUGUACAAUGCCCAGUGCGACGCUUUGCAUCCUAAAUCAGCUGCAGAAAUAGUUCAAGAAAUUGAAAAUAUGGAGAAGACCAGGAUGCGUCUUGAAGCUAGUAAACUGAACGAAAGUAUAAUGGUUUUUACAAAGGACCAGACAGAGAUGGAAAUAGAUGAAAUUCACAGUAAAUACCGUAAAAAACAUCAAAAUGAAUUUCAGCUUCUGGUGGUUCAGGCCAAAAAAGGAUAUGAGAGGACUGUUGGAAUGUCAAAAAUAAAAGUAACAAAAAAAGAUGAGUCUACAGAAAAUUUAUCUGCAUGCAUGGAAGAGGAAAAUAAUAAAAUGAAAUUGUCCGAUAUGCCCUUGGUAACAAAACACUUGCCUCAAUCAAAGCUGGAAUCCCCUGGGAAACUGGAGCCUGAUACACCAGAUGAUUCUUCUAGUGGUACUGAUAUUCAAGAAGAAGCUCUUUCUUCUCCAGAAUCCGAUUCAUGCAAGAGUUCCAGUUCAGACAUCAUCAGAGAUCUUCUAGAAGAAGAGGAAGCCUGGGAGGCAUCACAUAGAAAUGAUCUUCAGGACACAGAAAUAAGUCCAAUACAGAAUCGUCGUACAAGAUCAGUGGACAGUGCCGAGACUGAGCCAAGAAAUAAGCGGAAUAGAAAUUAGCGUGGGCUUCUGCUGCUGACUUUUUCAGUGCCGUGAUCAGAAUAUGGUACUUUCUGUUGCCAUCUAAAUUUCAUAUUCAUUAAUGCCCAAGUGAAGAUGUUAAAUUCUAAAUAUUACGGUUAACUAAUUUUCAUUCUUUUCUGUCUUUCUGGGAAAAAGAACAGUUGUAAAACAUCCUCACUUGGUGAGUUACCUCUUGCCUCUAAAACAUCUCUCUCUAAAAACACUGACACUGACGUCCAUCCACCUGUCCACCAGCUUUGCAGAGUACACAGACUUUUUGGCAAAGGGGUUUUGUCUAGUUUUGUUUCUGAAUUUCAGAGUGUCCUUAAGCCAUUUCCUUCUCUUCCAUGGAGAAAUUAACUUCAGAAAAGAGUUAUUUUCAAAAUCUCUCUACCACAAGGAGCAGUUGAGGAGGAAGAGCCUGUCUAUUUGGCAGGAUGUCAUAACUAAUGCCCUUGGUGUGUGUGAGCACCGGAUGCCUGCCUGCCAGCAUGCCCAUUACAGCAGGUACAUGAUGGUGUUUGACCGAGUUUAACCGAGUCAUUCUUAGACCCAUGUCUUGUACAUUACUCGGAGUGGGAUAUUAGUACUGUAAUUGAAAGCCACAAGUAAUAACUUUGAAACAUUGGGUGUAUUCUUCAGAAAUGGCACUUAGAAAUGAUUACUCUCAGUCUUUUUUUUUUUCACUUGGGUAAAUAAAAUCUUUAAUUCUUUGUCUCCCAGCUAUGAAACAAAAAAGAAUGCACUAAAUGGAUUUUGUGAAUGCAUAGACUCCAUAGCAAUUUAAAAUAAUGUAGUAUCCUUUGAUUGGUUGAGUACAAGCUAUAAAUCAUUGGAAGGGGUUGGUCAGAAAUUGUUACUGUUGUGCAAAAUGCCCACCAGUCCCCAGUUCCUUCCAGAGUUCCCAAUUCCCGUCUUUGGCAUUUCAGAGCCAGUGCCCCCACCCCUCCACCCUGACCCCCCUGUCACUGCUCAACUGAAACACGUCAGCUUCCAAAUAACAUGACAGAAAAUGCAGCAGUGUUAAGACAACAAAUUUAUGAAUAUGUCAAGGAUGUUUGUGACUUCCGCUUUGUAAAGAAUGUCUCCAUUGACUUUGGCUUUUUAGUAUGCUUUUGGGUUUCUGGAUAAUGUGUGGAGUCUCAUUAUGACUUAGAGUUCAGCGUUUUCACACUUAAAUGGCCAUUUGUUUUCUUUAUGAGUUCCCUGAGCUUCAAAUGGUUAGUUACAUAAGAAUUUGUCAUAGUCAUUUCAUCUGUUAAAAAUCAUGAGUGGUGCAUUAAGGAGACUAAAAGUGGCACCACUCACUGAUCAAAGGAUCUGAUGUUAGGUGAGUGAGCAAUAGCAAACAAAAUAGGUUUAACGUUGAUGUGUUAUUUACGUCACUGAGUUGCCAGAAAUUAUGCUAAAAUGAAAACCGUUUGAUUAAAUAUGCCACCGCCUGCUGUAAAUUAAACUGGAAGUAAUUACUAUUUUAGCUGCAGCUGUUAAAAAACAAACUACAAUCAAGUGAAUUUAAAGAUUUAAUUGGCUUUAUUCAUUGAUUUAGGAAUUGGGAAGAAUCCCAUCUAACAAGAGGAAAGGAGCUCCAAGGAGCUGUACAAAAUGGAAGGUUUUUAAAGGCAGAAAUGGGGCAGGGAAGUUACUAGCAAAAGAAAAGGAGGGAUUGUUUCAGGCAAGUUCACCUUUCUUUGCAGAAAGGUGGGGGUCUGUCAUGCAGAUUACCUCACUAAUGCUGACCAGAAAAUUGCAGAUUGACUCUUUAAAGGUCACAUGUCUGCAGUUCAGUCUUGGUUUGCUUUCCUGGGGACAAGUGACUCCAUUUCAGCCUGUUGUUUCUUAUUUGUCCUAAUCUCCUUUUAAAAAUACAUUAGUCAUACUGGAUCAAGGCCUAUCCCUAUGACACUAUUUUACCUUAAUUACCACUUUGAAGACCCUAUCUCCAAAUAUAUUCACAUUUGGAGGUACUGAGGGUUAGGACUUCAACAUAUGAAUGGGGGCAGCAGGGAACACAACUUAGCCCACAACACGCCACAAUAAAGAAUUAUCCAGUCUAUUAAAAUGUCAAUGGUGCCAAGACUGAGCAACCCCAAACAGAAAGGAACUCCCAAGUCUACUUGAAAAAUAAGGCCUAAAGGGCCUUACUGAGCUCAGGGUUUUUUUUUUUUUGCAUUUUGCAUACAUUUAAUAUUCAUGUGUUGUAAGAAGGUUAUUUAUAUACCCAUUUGAGAAUGAGGAACUUAGGGUAAGUGUUAGAUCCAGGAUUGAAACUGAUACUCUUCUGAUUCCAGAGUUUACCUUUCAGUGAAAAUAUGAUCUUCGUCACUGGUUAUUAAUUGUUUGCCUCCAAAACCCCAUCCAGGGUAUAACAGCUCCCCCAGGCAUGUCACCUCCACAGUGGUAGUGAUGCUUAUGGUUUGGGGGGUACAGGUGAGCUGCUAUGUGUAAUUUAGAAAAGGAAACUCAGGUGGUUCUGAUAUGUCAGGCCAUCCUUUCAUCCUCAAAUGCCUUCUCUCGUCUUUCUACCCCUCACGGAGAAUCAGUGAUCUAGUUGAAAAAGCAAUUCCUGCACAGAAGACAAUGUGAGUAACAUAGGGAGGGCAGUUUGUACUUAAAAACUAACACAUAUGGUAAAGUGUCAUGUCAACGGCUAGACAAUUAGUGAGAAAACACUUUGUGGAAGAUUUAUUUUCCUUUGUGGCCCUGUGGAUUGAGAAGAAAGCAUUUACCUAGAUGACUACACCAAUGUGGUUACUGUGGUUGAACAUAAAAUGUGACUGCAUUUCCUUAGAACCAGGAAAAGGGCAGAAACAGUGGAUGAGAAAAUUCUUAGCAUCUGAUUUUAAAAAAUGGCAAUUCUUCAAGUGAGACAGUUAUUCCUAUUUUGCUUUUUUUUAUUAUAAAAGUAAUUAAUUAUGAACAUUAGAGGGGCAAAUGAUCACAGCCAUUGAAUUCCUUACCACUUUGACAGCCUUUCUUUGGGUGUUUCAGGUGUCCUCAGCAGUAACCAUCUAAGGCUGUAAAGGUCACGCUGGCAUUUGUGUCUCCAUGUUUGUGGCUUCGUACCCUGCCUACUCUUAAGGCCUGACGGGGACUCUCCCCAUCCCCUUCCCAGUAAGUCCAGUAUCCCUGGCCUCAGACUGUUGAAAAUAGGAAACAGGUCCACGUCUGAAUGUGUUACUGCUCUCCAGACAGAUUCCUGCUGGGUGCCUACCACCUGUGCCAGUGCUCUGUCCUGUGCAGCACUGCUGGGCCUGCCAGAGAAUCCGGACUUGCCUGGGAUGUCAGCUCCCAGGGCAUCGCCAAGGGGCCAACCUGCAAGGUGCCGAGGUCACCAGUUCUGGCCUUGCUGUGUCCAGAGUGCAGAGUGCGCUGUCCCCUUUUGAUGGCGUGCUGUCACCUGGGCCCACAGAGAAAAGUGCUGCUUCUCCCUCUUCCUUCUCUCUCUGUUUUUCUCUACCUUUCCCCCUUAGCUUCGCUUUCCUUUCUCUGUCCUCUGCCUUCCUUCAGCUAGCAUGACUUCCUGGCAAGUAUUGUGCAAAACAAGCAGAUCCUGCCCUGACAGAACUCAUAGACCAGAAAGGGAGCCAGACAUUAAUCAAAUAACUACACAAAUUAUUGUUAUGAUAAGGGCAGCAACGCACAGUUACAUGGCCCUAUGAAAGUAAGUCAUGGAGGGAUUUCAGUUUUGCCCGUAAACUAUAGGGAGCUUGAAAAUCCAUCCAAGUGAGUAAGUUAAUCACCAUUUUCCCUUUGUUCUAGUCUCCCAUCCCCAGGAAGCUAUGCAUAUAUCUUCUGACUCCUUUUGUCCAAAAUGCAAAAUAUCAAAAUACUCAUGGAAGUCAUCUCAUGCAAAUAGGUGCCAGUGUGUCCACUAAAACUUCACAACUGUGUCAGACAGGCUGGACAAGUCAGAAUUUCAUAUGACUUAGCCAGGACUGACUCCACACUAAACACACACACACCACAGUGCGUUUGCCAUUUGUCAUCACUUUCACAGUACAUUUCCAGUACUCUAAGGACUGCAUCAUGAACCCAUCUGGAUCACAUGUGCCACAUUGGUACAAGUAGUCUUUGAUUGCUGGACAUAUAAAUUUCUUCCAGUUUUUCCCAGUUACAAAUAAUAGAAUUUCUUCCUUAGGUUAGGUUCCCAAAAAUGGGGUAGUUGGAACAUUAGCUUUUUAAAAAAAUUUUUUUAAUUAAGGUAUUAUUGAUAUACACUCUUAUGAAGGUUUCACAUGAAAAAACAAUGUGGUUACUACAUUUAUCUAUAUUAUCAAGCCCCCCCAUACCCCAAUGCAGUCACUGUCCAUCAGUGUAGUAAGAUGCCACAGAGUCACUACUUGCCUUCUCUGUGCUACACUGUUUUCCCCGUGACCCCCCCCCACCAUGUGUAUUAAUCAUAAUACCCCUCAAUCUGCUUCUCCCUCCCCACCCGCCCUCCCACACCCCUCCCCUUUGGUAACCAUUAGUCCCUUCUUGGAGUCUCUGAGUCUGCUGCUAUUUUGGAACAUUAGCUUUUAAUAAAAUAUAUGAGCAGGUUGUUUUAAAAAUAGAGGACAUCAGGAUGUUAGGAAUUUGUGGGUUUUAAAAUGGCCCUUAAGAAAUAAGUUAGA
This is a messenger RNA of Manis pentadactyla (Chinese pangolin), 6417 nucleotides long. RefSeq names its product RAD18 E3 ubiquitin protein ligase (gene RAD18). Gene Ontology annotation, cellular component: nucleus; Rad6-Rad18 complex. Gene Ontology annotation, biological process: protein monoubiquitination; DNA damage tolerance. The coding region runs from base 296 to 1798 and encodes 500 amino acids. Gene Ontology annotation, molecular function: ubiquitin protein ligase activity; single-stranded DNA binding. The transcript has 13 exons. The record is from RefSeq and is a predicted model, not a curated record. Lineage: Eukaryota; Metazoa; Chordata; Mammalia; Pholidota; Manidae.